Glycine soja is the source of this 1722-nucleotide messenger RNA. Its product is annotated as probable protein arginine N-methyltransferase 6. Gene Ontology annotation, biological process: peptidyl-arginine methylation. The record is from RefSeq and is a predicted model, not a curated record. The transcript has 13 exons. The coding region runs from base 42 to 1268 and encodes 408 amino acids. Lineage: Eukaryota; Viridiplantae; Streptophyta; Magnoliopsida; Fabales; Fabaceae. Gene Ontology annotation, molecular function: protein-arginine N-methyltransferase activity.
AGUUGAGUUUGGAAGGCGCAGUUGUAGAAGGGUGAGCGAAGAUGUUUCCUCAGGAAAAUCAUAGUAACGGCUAUCAGCAGGGGCCGGGGGUGGGUUACAGUCACAGAGAGCGAGUCCGUCGUGGCACUCGCAGGUCACGUGCCUCCACUUCCUCCGUUAGGGUUUACGACCAGCACCAACCGCAACAUCGACCUCCUUGCACUGAUUUCGACGUCGCCUAUUUCCAUUCCUACGCUCACCUUGGCAUCCACCAAGAGAUGAUCAAGGAUCGUGUGCGUACUGAAACAUACAGGGAUGCAAUCAUGCAGCAUCAGAGUUCCAUUGCAGGCAAAGUUGUGGUUGAUGUUGGAUGCGGUACGGGAAUCCUUUCUAUAUUUUGUGCUCAGGCUGGUGCAAAACGGGUGUAUGCUAUUGAUGCCAGUGACAUUGCCCUGCAGGCAAAUGAAGUUGUGAAAGCAAAUAACUUGUCUGAUGUCAUUGUUGUAUUGCAUGGGCGAGUUGAGGAUGUUGAAAUUGAUGAAGAGGUGGAUGUUAUAAUUUCAGAAUGGAUGGGCUAUAUGCUUCUAUAUGAGAGCAUGCUUGGAAGUGUUAUUAAUGCUAGAGAUCGUUGGCUCAAACCUGGUGGUCUUAUUCUUCCUUCAAGUGCAACGUUGUACAUGGCUCCUGUCACACAUACGGACAGAUACAGUGACAGUGUUGACUUCUGGCGCAAUGUUUAUGGAAUUGACAUGUCUGCCAUGGUAUCACUUGCUAAACAAUGUGCAUUUGAAGAACCUUCCGUGGAGACAAUAACUGGUGAAAAUGUUUUGACAUGGCCACAUGUGGUAAAAUAUAUUGAUAGUUAUUCUGUUACCGUCCAAGAGUUAGAAUCUGUAACAGCCAAGUUUAAGUUCAAUUCCAUGAUGCGAGCACCAUUACAUGGUUUUGCAUUUUGGUUUGACGUUGAAUUUAAUGGGCAUGCAAUAUCAUCUACCAAUUAUCAAUCAACUACUUCAUUUGUUGACAAUCAUCAGAUGAAUGGUAGUCAGAGAAAAAGGCGAACAAACCCAAAUGAAGCACUGGUCUUGUCCACUGCGCCUGAGGACCCUCCAACACAUUGGCAGCAGACGUUGAUAUACUUUUAUGACCCUAUAGAGCUGGAACAAGAUCAACUAAUUGAAGGUUCAGUGACAUUGUCACAAAGCAAAGAAAAUGCUCGAUUUAUGAAUAUUCACCUUGAAUAUACUUCAGGUGGUCGAUCGUAUGUGAAAGAGUCUGUUAUGAGAUGAUGAUCUUUUCAUGCAUUUUGGCAGUGUCUUUUGAUCGUAUGUGAAAGAGUCUGUUAUGAGAUGAUGAUCUUUUCAUGCAUUUUGGCAGUGUCUUAUGCAUUAACACUUGCACAACAUCCUCGAACUGCAGCUUAUAUCUUUUCUGACUUCGUUUCUCCUAGAGAACUGAGGUAGCAGUUUGGUUCUUGAAAAUCACUAAUCUCUGCUUGCUAGAUUAGAAUGGAGCAACUGACGAACUUGUUAGCAUAGAGUUAGGUAAAUCACAUGAAAUUUUGUUGUAAUUUAUUUGAUACCAAAUACAUCAUUGAGGCGGAUUAUUUAUGUUAUAAUUUGUCCUUUCUAAAGCCUUUAUUGUGGGGCCGACUCGUUUCAAUUUUUUCUUGGAGUCUUACUGUAACAUAGAGCUGUUUUGAACCAUAUAUUCUUGUCGAUUUUAUUUUAUGUUCGUUAAAAA